UUGUGGAUGUCGAGCAGGGUGGUUGGUGGGGUUUAUUUUCUAAGCGAGGAGCUGGAGGCGCCUCUUGCCGUUUCCUUCUGGAACAAAAGGAGCGGGAGGAGGUUUGAAAGCAGCGGCAUCGGCAAAUACACCGAGAGAGCAGGCCCCUGAGCUGGUCCCGUGUUGAGGCUGCUGUGUGGCCGAUCGCCUCGGCCUCGGGCUUGCUGUGGGCCCUUACCCUGAGCCUGUGUGCGGGGCUGUCACCAUGGCCUUGGAGGGGGAUGUCCUGGAUACGCUGGAAGCCCUGGGAUACAAUGGACCCUUGUUAGAAGAAGAUGCUCUUUUGAAAGCAGUUGAGAUGGGGCCGUCCUCUUCAGAAUUUACUGAACUUUGUGUGUGGUUAUCAUCACAGAUUAAACUAUUGUGUAAUUUGGAAGAAUGUAUAAAUUCUACUACCAGUGCUGAUGAUACAGAAAGCUUUCUGCUGGAGAUUAAUGGCUUCUUGAAAGAGAUGUUGUGCCCUUUCUCAUCACUUCUCACUGGAGAUUUCAAAGAAAGACUAAGAAAGAAGGAAGACUGCUUAAAACUUCUUUUAUACUUAUCAUCUGAGCUUCAAACUGCUAGGAUCCUACACUUUAAAUCUCCUCCAGUGUCUAAAACUGAAAGCAAUGAAGAAGUUCGGCAAGAAAUUAGGUCUAUUUGUGCAACAUUGAGUGUGCCCUGCCCUGUAUCUGGUGCUGCCGAUGCACAUUUAUUUAAGAUUCUGGAGGAAAAGGUGAAAAAUAUCACUUCCAAGGUUCCCAAAAACCACAUGGGAGAGCCCUUGCUAAAGCUAACAUUAACCCCUGACCAAUGGGAAAAGCUCACGGCAAUAAAUGAUGCUCUCACAAAUGAAUAUGAAGUGCGCAGAAGAAUGUUAAUCAAACGUUUAGAUGUGACUAUCCAGUCAUUUGGGUGGUCAGACAAAGCCAAGGCAAAUACAGAUAAUAUGGCAAAAGUGUAUCAACCAAAAAGGCACACUUUGUCCCAGGGAUCUACUGUAACACUGGCACACCUCUUGGCAGCCCGUGCGGAUUUAUCCAGGAUUUUAAAGACCAGCAGUGGUUCCUUAAGAGAACGGACAUCCUGCGCCAUUAAUAAGGUCAUGAUGGGAAGAGUGCCUGAUCGAGGAGGUCGGCCAUCUGAGAUAGAAGCACCACCACCAGAGAUGCCACCGUGGCAGAAGAGACAAGAUGGAGGGCGAGGUGGGGGGCGUGGUGGAGGUGGUUGGGGUGGUGGCAGGGGUGGUGGAGGGAGAGGUGGCCAAGGUGGAGGCUGGGGUGGGGGUGGUCAGGGUGGAGGCUGGGGGGGUGGGGGUGGCCAGGGUGGAGGCUGGGGUGGGGGUGGAGGAGGCCAAGGUGGUGGUUGGGGUGGGGGUGGAGGAAGCCAAGGUGGUGGUUGGGGUGGAGGUGGUGGUCAUGGAAGUGGAGGUGGCUAUGGAGGAAGAGGUGGUUAUGGAGGAAGAGGUGGCUAUGGAGAUAUGGGAAACUAUGGAAGAGGAGGAUAUAAACGGUACUGAAUGGGUAUUGCAAUCUAUUUGUGAUGCUUGUAUAACGAAUGAACUCCUCUAGUUACAUUCAUUUGUCACAAUAGUAGAGUGUGAAUGUUGAACCUGCAACUGUAAAUUGAUUAUUUUAUCUAUUCAAUUGAGAAAGAAAUGCACCAUGAUGUCCUUUUUAAGGUAGAUAAUUGAAGACUUUUUUUAAGACUGCUCAUAGAUAUAAGACCUAAGAUAGAAACUGUUUACUACUGUAACAAAAAUCUUUUUUUUACAUGUUAAUUGUUGAAACUUGCUUUUUCUAUGAGAAUGUGAUUAUGAAAGUGUUUUACUUUGGAAAUGUUGGAGGGUUCUGAGGAGCUAUGACCAGUCAAUUUUUUUUAAAUGGAAAAGUUUUAGACAUGUAGUGAAUAAAAAAGACAUAAAGAAA
Hemiscyllium ocellatum (epaulette shark) is the source of this 1946-nucleotide messenger RNA. RefSeq names its product family with sequence similarity 98 member B (gene tslig3b). The record is from RefSeq and is a predicted model, not a curated record. The coding region runs from base 245 to 1537 and encodes 430 amino acids. Gene Ontology annotation, cellular component: tRNA-splicing ligase complex. Lineage: Eukaryota; Metazoa; Chordata; Chondrichthyes; Orectolobiformes; Hemiscylliidae. The transcript is spliced from 8 exons.